UGGGCCAAAGGCAGGUGCUAAACCUCUGAGCCACCCAGGAAUCCCCUGGAGGAGUGUACUUUUAAAUAGGAUGGAUAGGUAACAUAGGAGCAAAGACUUGAAGGAGGUGAGAGAGAGAGCCAGGUGGAUACCUGGAGAAAGAGCCUUAUGUGAAGGAGCAACAGUAGGUGCAAAGGCCCUGAGGCAUAAAAUAUGUCUGGCAUAGUUAAGGAUAAGCAAGGAAGCCGGUGUGGCUAGAGCAGAAUGGCAGACAAGGAGAGAAGUUGAGUCAAUAGGCUAGGGAAGAUCAGACCACCCAAGGCCUUGUAGAUCACAAUGAAAGCCUUUAGCUUUAAUUCUGAGUGAGAUGGGAGCCACUGGGCAGUUUGUACAGAAAGAAGACAGGAUCUGAUUCAUGUUUUAUAAAGAUCAUUCUGGUCACUGUGGAAAAAAAACAGAAACAGGACACUAGUUAGCAGGCUACUACAAUAAUUCAGGUGAGAGAUGAUGAAUGCUCACACAAGGGUAGUCAUGGCGACAUCAGUGAGGUGGUGAGAUUCUGAAUAUGUUGAAAGUAGGGCUACUGGCAUUUACUAAUAUGGGUAGUGAACUGUGAUGGGAAGAGAGAAGUCAAGAGAACGUCUAAGAUUUUGGCCAGAGGAACUAGAAAGUGGCAGUUGCCACUUACAGAGAUGGGAAGGCCCGAGGGAGGGGACAGGUCUGGGGGAAGAUCAGACCAUUUAUCUGCUGUAUGACUCUGGGUAAGUUAACCACUCUGAACCUUGGUUUCCUCAUCUUUACAAUGGUUAUAAUAACGUCUCUCCUGCAGAGUGGAGGUGAGGAGGGAGCAGGAAAGGGGCAAGCCUACAGCCUGGAUUGCCUUCACAGCCAUGCCUGCUCCACUGCUCCCACUGCUGCUGCGAACGCUGGUGUCUCGCCUGCUGCUGCCUGCUGCCCGCCUGGCCCGGCGGCACCUCCUGCCCCUGCUGCGUGGACUGGCCCGCCGCCUAGGCUCGCAGGAGGUUCGAGAGGCUUUGCUGGGCUGUCUGUUGUUCAUCCUCAGCCAGAGACAUCCGCCGGACGCCGAGGAGGCCUCCAGAGUGGCUGGCCAGGAGAGGAAGGAGAGGCUAGCUCCCCCCAAAUGAGGCUACGAUUCCUGCUACUGGCAGUAUCAUCAAAAGCCUUUCUUUUGGAGUAAGACAGUCCUGGCACCAUCACUGAGUGCAGCCUGUCCCCUGUGCAGAAAACACGGUGGGGGACCCAGUACAAGGGUCUGACUGGGAAUGCCUCCCCACUCCCAGCAGGAAUGCCUGGAAGAUGCCCAGCACCCAGCAGAAAACUGAUCAUUACCCCUCUCUGAAUUCCUGCCAAGACACCUUUCCUAAUCACAUCUGGGUCUAAGUUGGGGGCAAGGAAGUGACUCUCCUCUCCCAUGCUCGAAUGGUGACAUGAGGUCCAAUGAGGGACACUGCUUACCCAGGGGUAACUGACAAUUUCUCUGAAAGGCAAGAUUUUUAACCCCGACGGUCUGUCUCCAGACUCAGGAUUUAACUUAAAAUAAUAGGACCUUGGUUCCCAGGGAGUCAGUCUUGGCCCAAAACCUGGCAUGCAUCAGGUGCUCAAUAAACGUUUGUUGAUUUGA
Molecule: messenger RNA, 1621 nt
Organism: Canis lupus familiaris (dog)
Lineage: Eukaryota; Metazoa; Chordata; Mammalia; Carnivora; Canidae
Gene: MYMX
Product: myomixer, myoblast fusion factor
Exons: 2
Coding region: 870-1124 (84 amino acids)
Biological process (GO): skeletal muscle organ development; myoblast fusion
Cellular component (GO): Golgi membrane; plasma membrane; endoplasmic reticulum membrane
Source: RefSeq, a predicted model, not a curated record